AUGACCUCCGAGACGAGCCUAGACAACCUAACCUCCACCCCUAAACAAAACAUACAAUGGGGCAAAACGCACAACUCCUCAAUCGACUUCCGCAGCGACGUAAUAACAACCCCCUCAACCGCCAUGCUAACCGCAAUAACAACCUCCACCCUCCACGACGACGUCUUCCGCGAAGACCCCACAACACUCUCCUUCGAAUCGCACAUAGCAACUCUAUGCGGCCACGAAGACGGCGCAUUCGUGAUAAGCGGGACAAUGGCGAACCAACUAGCCCUCCGAACAUUACUAGCUCAACCACCGUAUGCUAUCCUCGCAGAUACCCGCGCGCAUAUUAUUCAUUUCGAGGGGGGAAGUGUUAGUAUGAGUGGUGCUGCUGUGCAACAUGUUCGUCCUUCAAAUGGGAGGUUUAUGCGGCUUGAAGAUAUUAUGAAAAAAGCUGUUAUAUCGGAGGAUGUACACAAAUGUCCGACGCAGGUGAUUAGUAUUGAGAAUACCGCUGGUGGGAGUAUCGUGCCGCUGGAUGAGAUGAAGCGGAUUAGCGAGUGGGCUCGGCAACACGGAAUAAAAGUACAUCUCGACGGCGCGAGGCUCUGGGAAGCUGUUGCAGCUGGCGCGGGGAGUUUGAAAGAUUAUUGUACGUUGUGUGAUUUGGUUUGUUUGGACUUUAGUAAGAACCUCGGCGCGCCGAUGGGUGCGAUGGUUCUUGGGAGUGAGAAGGUGAUUGCGCAGUUGAGGAGGGUGCGGAAGAGUAUUGGGGGUGCGAUGAGGCAGUGUGGGCCUUUGGUUGCUGCUGCGAGGGUUGCUGUGGAUGAGCAGUUUGGGUCGGGGGUUUGGGGGAGUCGGGAUACGUUGCGCCGGGUUCAUGACGUUGCUAGGCGGGUUGGGGAGAUGUGGAUUGAACGUGGAGGGAGGUUACUGCGUGGUGUGGAGACGAAUCAGAUAUGGGUUGAUUUGGAAGGUGCUGGUAUUGAUGCGAGGGUGUGGAAUGAAGCUGGGAGAAGGCAUGGUAUCAAGCUUGAUGGGAAGCGGAUUGUGCUUCAUCAUCAAAUUAGUGAGGAAGCGGUCUCGAAAUUGAGAGAUGUGUUCUGUGAAGUACUACAAGUCAAGGCUCGUCUGUGA
This is a messenger RNA of Penicillium subrubescens, 1119 nucleotides long. RefSeq lists its product as uncharacterized. The coding region runs from base 1 to 1119 and encodes 372 amino acids. The transcript has 2 exons. Gene Ontology annotation, cellular component: cytosol. The record is from RefSeq and is a predicted model, not a curated record. Lineage: Eukaryota; Fungi; Ascomycota; Eurotiomycetes; Eurotiales; Aspergillaceae. Gene Ontology annotation, molecular function: L-allo-threonine aldolase activity. Gene Ontology annotation, biological process: glycine biosynthetic process; L-threonine catabolic process.